UUCGCCUCAUUCCUGGCAAAACAUUGGUCCUUCGAGCCGGAUAUCACCGACACAAAACGAGAAAAUGGCACCGCAUCCGAAGGCCCAGAAGCCAAACUAUCCGCCGCAAGGAACCGCUUCCUAUCGGUGCCGAGUGUGCAGAGGAGUUCAUGCACUGCGGAAGUGCCAGCCAUUCCUCAAGCUGACGGCCGAGAAACGCCUGCGAGCAGUACUUAUCAAUAAGUACUGCAGUAAUUUCUUAGCCCAUGAGCAUUCCGGGCGCUCUUGCCGCAGUGCGGGAAAGUGUCGACUUUGCCAAAGGGACCACCACACGCUUCUGCAUCUGCACAAUGAAGGGGGCCGUCGAAGACGCUCACCAUCCAGAUCCCCUCACCGCCGUCCGCUGGGGCGGUCGGAUUCAGACCUAGGGGUUGAGCCGUUGAGCUCCGACAGGCCUAGUUCUCCUGCUGCGCUUCAGGAGGAUCAGCGUGGCGCCUAUACCACCACGCUGUCUACCCUCCUGCAACAUAAGGCCACGAGUGUCUUGCCUACGGCUGAGGUGGUUAUCAACACCGGAGUCAAGAAGUUCGAAUUGAAGGCCUUGAUCGACCCUUGCUGUCCUACCAGUCGGAUCAGUGCAUCCUUGGCAAGGUCGGGACCGAUGGUGUGUGCACAGCGAGGCUCCAGUCGAUCAGGGGGCCGUUGGACGAUGAAGUCAUCUUCCACGUUGAUUCCCAGCUACAGCAGAGAUCGCCUGCACGGGAAAUCGAUCCGACGGCAUACGAAGCCUUCGCAAACCUCGCCCUGGCGGAUGAACGCUGGUUUAGGCCGAGUACCUUGGUAUUAGGGGCCGAAGUGUAUCCUCACAUCAUCCGUUCGGGAUUCAUUGCUGGUCAACGAGGAUCAUGAAUUCAUAAUACUAUA
Drosophila ananassae is the source of this 903-nucleotide messenger RNA. RefSeq lists its product as uncharacterized. Bases 65 to 826 code for a protein of 253 amino acids. The record is from RefSeq and is a predicted model, not a curated record. The transcript has 2 exons. NCBI's taxonomy places the organism in Eukaryota, Metazoa, Arthropoda, Insecta, Diptera, Drosophilidae.